AUUCUGACAAAUUGAAAUUACAGUUUGUUAAAAAUGUUUUUAUAAUUAUGUGGAAGUAAAUUUAAUAAAAGUGAAAAAUCAGUUUUUAAACAGUAAUUUUUGCGAAUGAAAUUAUUAAAAUUUUAAAUAUAACCUCUUGCACAAUGGUUUUACUUCGAAAUUUUAUUCUUCUUGCAUUAAUUUGUGGUAUUUUUUCGAGUAUUACUGCAUCACGAAUCCUGGAGUUGAGCGAUAGGUUCCUGGAUAUUCGUAAAGAAGGACAAUGGUUACUUAUGAUGUACGCUCCUUGGUGUGCACAUUGCAAAAGAUUGGAACCAAUUUGGUCUCAUGUGGCUCAACAUCUUUACGCCAGUCCAAUUCGUGUUGGACGUGUGGAUUGCACUCGAUUUACUAAUGUAGCUCAAACUUUCAAAAUCAAAGGAUUUCCAACAAUUUUAUUCUUAAAAGGAGAACAAGAAUUCACUUAUCAUGGCGAUAGAUCGAGAGAUGAAAUUGUAAAUUUUGCAUUACGAUUGAGUGGUCCACCAGUUCAGGAAAUAACAAAAACACAAAGUUUUGAAUUUCUAAAAAAAGAUCGUGAUUUAUACUUUUUAUAUGUCGGUGAAAGAUCCGGAUCAUUGUGGGAGCUUUAUCACAAGACUGCCGAUGUUUUCCAACCUCAUGCUUUUUUUUAUCAAUCUCAUCCAACAGUCGUAGAUAAACAUGCACCUGUAGAAAAUACACCCGCCUUAUUUGUAUAUAAAGAAAGCACUCAUUACAAUUUUACAGGUCACAAUGUAAGCAGCAUUGAUGUAUUGAAUGAAACUUUACAUAAAUGGGUGAAUGCUGAAAGAUUUCCUAGUUUUCCAAAAGUUACACGUGGCAAUAUAAAUCAGCUAUUUUUAACAAAAAAAAAUUUAGUCCUCGCAGUUGUUGAAGAAAAUCAACUGGAAGAAAUGACUCCAGAUAUGAUAGAAUUUAGAGAUAUGAUUGAAUCGUUGAUAAAAUCGAAACGAGACAAAUAUCAUGAACAUUUUCAAUUUGGUUGGAUAGCCAAUUUAGAACUAGUCAAUAGUAUAGCAAUGAUGGUUGUUCCUUUGCCAAAUUUAUUAGUGAUAAAUACAACAACAAAUCAUCAUCAUUUUCCAGAAGAUGAAGCUGGAAAAUUAACACCUCAUGCAAUAGAAAUAUUUCUCGAGCAAAUUCACAGUGAAAAUGUACCGAAAUACGGUGGAAAUAGUUGGUUUGUUCAUUUCUUUCGUUUUUGGUUUGAAACAAAAACUACUCUUAUAGCAAUGUGGAAAGGAAAUCCAGUUUUAACAACAGUCAUAUUUGGUUUACCAGCUGGAUUUUUAUCUUUAAUUUGCUAUGGAAUUUGCUGUCCCGAUAUUUUAGACGCUGAUGAUGAAGAAGAAGAGGAGGAAGAAAAGAAACAUAUAAAGAAAGACUAAGAGAUCUGACUUACAAAAAAAAAGGAAAUAAAAAAAAGGAAAACGCUUAUACCGUAGAGAAUGUUUAUCAAUGAUGAAUUUAACUCUACACGUUAUUUAACACCAAAAAAAAAAGAAAAAAAAAAUUAAGUCAUAGUCUAAAAAAAUAAACAUUCCAUUGAAAUGCUGUUUGUAACUUUGUAGAUUAAAAACUUGUUUUAUCUUCCUCGAAUGUGAAUACCUCUCAAUGGAAUUCAGGUGAGACAAUACGCAAAAAUGUGUUUCAGUGAUAUUGUAAAUGAAUAUUUUAAUUAUUAUAUAUAUACAUAUAAUAUACGAAAAGUCAAACAAAAAAAGCAAAAGAGAAAUUUGAAAUAUUAACUCUUAAAAAAUAGAUUCAAUCAGGUGUGUAUUUACUUUGUGAGUAUUUUAUAAAUUGACUUAGGCGCGAAUCAAAAAAAAAAAUAAAAAUUCAAUAUUUCGAAAAUCUGACCUUUUUAGGAUAAAAUAAAAGAAAUUAAUAAUUUA
Molecule: messenger RNA, 1937 nt
Organism: Leptopilina boulardi
Lineage: Eukaryota; Metazoa; Arthropoda; Insecta; Hymenoptera; Figitidae
Gene: Tmx3
Product: protein disulfide-isomerase TMX3
Exons: 10
Coding region: 144-1430 (428 amino acids)
Biological process (GO): peptidyl-cysteine oxidation
Cellular component (GO): endoplasmic reticulum
Molecular function (GO): protein disulfide isomerase activity
Source: RefSeq, a predicted model, not a curated record